CCGCAUCUGUAGUGACAACAAACGGCAUCAUGGAAACCAGUCUUGCCUAGUAACUAUUGAGUCGUGUAACGUGAUUAUAUUGAUAUAUUAGUUUUUAUAAAUAUUUAAUAUUGAAAUAUAUGAAGUAUGGAUACAGAACUCAACAAACGGCACCAGCAUCGUGCCCUUCCACCAAUGCCAAGCCAAGACACUGUAGUUUCAACAGAUGAGAUGCCACUUGGCAAGCCUAAAAAGAAAAAGUUCAAAACAAGCAAUGGAAUAGGUAAGACAGAAGAGUCUAUAAUGCAGCCUGGCAGCUGGCGACGUUCAGAAAGCAAAGAACCUCUGACUCCAGAACAUCUCGACAUGCCGCCACAGCGUAAGAGAAAGAAGGAAAAGUCAUUGCAAACACCCGAUUGUGAAACAUCCUUUAUGCAGAACACCCCAUCAGAACCCUCCAUGCAGACGGAGAUGGUGAAUGACAAUAGUGCAGACAAUCAGGAUGAGGAAGAAGUGAUCCGCAAGCCACAGAAGAGAACCAUGAAAACCCGUCCCUCUGAUCUCCAGUACGCCAAUGAGCUUGGAGUGGAAGAGGAUGACAUCAUCACAGACGUCCAACCACCCAUUUCACCGCACGUACUUUUCACAGCUCCCAUCGGCAACAGCCAGCCAGUGGGAAAAGUGUUUGUGGAAAGAAACCGGCGAUUUCAAGCUGCGGACAGGUCAGAGCUGAGUAAACCUGCUGAACAAGCAGAUGAUUAUAUGGAGGUGAAAUCCUUGUGGACAACAAGGGGUGUGGCAGUGUGCGUGCACCGGGGCUUCAGAGUGAUAGGCCUGUUCUCUCACGGGUUCCUCACCGGAUAUGCUGUGUGGAAUAUCACUGUGGUGUACGUGCUGGCUGGAAACCAGCUCACUACCCUCCCAAACCUGUUACAACAAUACAAGACUUUGGCCUAUCCAGCACAGUCCCUCCUCUACCUUCUACUGGCUGUCAGCACAGUGUCUGCAUUCGACAGGGUUAACCUGGCCAGGAUGUCUAUGACACUGCGUGGCUUUCUGACACUGAACCCUGCAACUCUGGCCUCUUUCUUGUAUUGUGUUGCUCUGAUUCUGUCUUUAAGCCAACAAAUGACCAGCGACAGGAUAAACCUUUAUACAUCACAAUCUGCCAAUGACACCCUAUGGCCUUCCGGCUCUGAGCAUCAGAUCCUCCAGCCCUGGAUUGCAGUCAAUCUGGUGGUGGCCAUCCUGGUUGGAAUAGCCUGGGUUUUCCUCUCUGCCACACCAGAAAUGGAUUACACUGAAGAUCUCAUAUUUGCCAUGGAAGUGGAAGAAUACCCAAAACCAGAAAAAAAAAAGAAACUCAAGCCUGAAGUGUUUGUACACUAGUUUUUAAAUUAUGUAUUCAUUGUUAUAUUGUUGUGAAAUGUUUUUCAGAAAUAUAUUUUUGUAUGUUGUUUUAUCAGGUAGAUAAUAUUUUUUAUUUGAAAAACUUCUUUAAAACUGUCAUAUUGUUCCACAUUUUUAAGGCAGGUCUUUCAAGGGAAUAUAGUUAGUAUUACUGACUGGAAAUUUGAAGAGACAUUAAAGUCAAUACAACACUACUGCUGCUGUCAGGAUUUCUGAUAUUCCCAAAACACUAGGAACUUCUUAAGCACAAUAUCAGACUGCAGGCUUUAAAGCUUUGCUUUUGGGAAUUUUGAACUGCAGUAAUUUUAACUUGCAAAUUUAUUUUUGUUCACUGAAACAAUACAUUCUAGAGAAAAUGAAUGUUGUCAAACAGUCUGGUGACAUGUACAUUAAUUACAAACCUGUAAAAUGUGAUUUGUAUUGCUACACUCCACUGGUGGUAAAACUAGCUGAAAGAUAAGCAAAGGAAGGAAGGUAUAAAGUCAAUUUGUUCUUAAGAUGUAUUAAAAUAGGAUCCCACUAGACCAGCUUGUCCUAAUUCAUAUUUGGAAGGAAAUUUGUCUUUAAAAUAUUCUUUGUUAGUCUAAUGGGAGACAAGACAUCAUUGAAGCGUGUCUAUGUGUCUGGCUACUGAUCAGAAGGAGGGAAAAAAUCUCUGUGACAGGCUAAAUUUAACUAAUGUUUAUAUUUUUAGUUCUCAGACAAAUAUUUGAAUAGUAAAACAAACAAAUUUAGCAGUAAUUUAGCAUUUAUUUUUUGGCCUUUACAAAGUAAGAGAGCUCCAUCAAUAAAGAGAAAAAACCUAAGGCCAACAGAACAAUGUUAGGUUCUGUCUUCAUUUUGAAAAAGUUUUUCAUGAGGUCCUGUUUUUGAAAUACCUAUUAAAGCAGACAGCUUAUACUUCUAGUAACAGGCCUAACAUCUUAAAAUAUUCUGUUAAAGACUACAAUAGAGACUGUUAAAAACAUAGAUACAUUGUCUACAUUUCAGAAAAUUAUGUAAAAAUGGUUUGGAACGAUAUAAAUUGUUACCCUGGGGCUUAUGUUUAAAGCAUAUUUUUUUCCCCCUGACAAAUAGUAUUGUUUAUUUUAUUAUUAUUAUGUAAAUGUAUACAGUAUUAAUGUAAAAUGUCCCAUUGAUUGGGGUUAUGUCUCCAAGUACAGGGCAAAAACGUGCCAGGACGUUUGCUAGAGGAGUUUUAUAUACAUGUAUUUCCUUAUACAGUAUAUCACGAAAUUAUUAAAUAUAUGAGAAACAAAUAUUUUUUUAAAAAUAUAUACAUAAAUACUUUGAUUUACAGAGUUUAAUUUAGAAAACCACCCUAAAUGCAUCUCAUAUAGCAGAGUUCCAUAGUGGAGUGAUGCUUUUAACAGAUAACCUCAGAUAAAUUAUUUAUGGGUCAAUCCAUUAACACCUGUAGUAGCAGGUCUAUGCAUUAUUGUUAUAUAAUUCAUGAAGCUGUGCAGUAUUUGAGAUACAGUUGAGAUGUCUGAGCUUAUCAAUCCAAUAGUCCACAAAUGGAAGUUGUACUGCAAGUCAGCAGCUUUAAGUUAAUGCAUCGUUGUUCGUUUUCAACCAGGUGGUGCUUCUUGUUACACAAUCUUGUUUGAGAAAUCUCAAAGUUGAGCCUAAGUCAGUCAUGAAUUUACAUCAUAAAACCCAGUUAACACUGGAAAAUCUCAAUUCAAGAGAUAGGAGGAAUGAAAGCACUAAAUAUUUGAGUUGAAGUAAGUCCAUCAGGGACAGCUUUACAAUAUAUUAGGUUUCCUGUGCAGCGCAGGACUGUUCGGUAUCUGCACAAAGUAGGAAUACUUUGAAUGUCAAAAAAAUCAUGUUGGUAUAUUUUCAUAAACAUGUUAUCUUGAGUAAGUACUGGAGUCUAAAUAAUGCUGACUUGGAUAACUGUUCAUCCCAGUAAACAAGUGUAUUACCUGCCUAUCACUGUCAGAACAACACUGAUUCAAUGUGACAAGGUGGUCACACUGUUCUGUAUAUAGCCUGUUGUGUUAAAAUAAGGUUUGAUAUUCAUAAAACAUUUCACGCUUGUCCUAAAAAGGGGUUAGAGUUUAUCCUUGUGUUUCAACAUGCCCUCUAACCUUAGAGAAAGUUUAACAUUAAAUUUACAAUUGAUAUAUUCCUACUGUCGUUACAUUUGUCAGGAAUAACCACGAAAAUUCAUGUGUAUCUUUUAUUUUUAUUUCUGUGUAGUCUUGCUGUGGUUACUGAAUCUAUAGUAUUCAUAAUCCAUUCCACUAUUUUGUGAAGCCCAAAGAUCUACAUAAAAUAGAUUGGGGCACCAACCAAUAAAGUAAAUGAAACCAUUGCUUCAUAUAUCCCAAGCAUUCUAGCAUUCAUCACUUAAUUGUCUUUUAUUGAGUAAAUUGCAGUUUCAUUUCAUAGACAGAACAAAAGGCAAAUU
Polyodon spathula (Mississippi paddlefish) is the source of this 3808-nucleotide messenger RNA. Its product is annotated as transmembrane protein 237-like. The record is from RefSeq and is a predicted model, not a curated record. Gene Ontology annotation, biological process: cilium assembly. Bases 127 to 1368 code for a protein of 413 amino acids. The transcript is spliced from 13 exons. NCBI's taxonomy places the organism in Eukaryota, Metazoa, Chordata, Actinopteri, Acipenseriformes, Polyodontidae. Gene Ontology annotation, cellular component: ciliary transition zone.